Molecule: messenger RNA, 510 nt
Organism: Moesziomyces antarcticus
Lineage: Eukaryota; Fungi; Basidiomycota; Ustilaginomycetes; Ustilaginales; Ustilaginaceae
Exons: 3
Coding region: 1-510 (169 amino acids)
Source: RefSeq, a predicted model, not a curated record
AUGGUCCAGGUGCUUCGCUACAUCGGUCGCGUGCACUGCGCGCCGAGCAUCAGCACCCCGGCGUCGAGUGCCGAGCGUGUCAAGCGCACGAGGAUCAAAGUUCGACUCGCUUCGAUGCCUUGCAUGCGCCCAGCAUGCAUCGUGGUGCAGAGCCGAGGAGGCCUGGCCUCUGAGCGCGGAGCGAGCCCGAUCCCAGAUCGAAUCGCUGCUCGCCAGUUGCAACGCGCAAGGGCGCAGCUGCGGAUAGAAUCGCGCCCAGCCGAGACAAGACCGCUUCGCCCCAAAAAGUCUCGACCCCGUCCCCUACGAGCAUACCGCCGCGCCGAUGGCGGCCCGAUCCGACGAUCAGCUGCCGACGAUCAGCUGCUGGUUUCGCACUCGCCGCAAGCUCGGCGAGUUCGUCCGUUCAACCCGAAUCGCAAGCCAUCCAAGAUCCAUCGGCCGGCUUCGCGGAUCGAUGCAAAGCGUGUACGAUUCGAUCAUAGUGCCCUCAGCCUGCCGGACGUGUAA